Molecule: messenger RNA, 1626 nt
Organism: Fusarium sp. VM40
Lineage: Eukaryota; Fungi; Ascomycota; Sordariomycetes; Hypocreales; Nectriaceae
Source: the annotation of a GenBank genome assembly
AUGGCACCUGCUUCCAACAUCUUACCAAAGCUAUGUGAAGAACAGCAAAAUGUGGUGGACUUGAUUCUGGGUGGACGCAAUGUCUUUUUUACCGGCUCAGCAGGCUGUGGCAAGUCCACUGUUUUAGAAGCUGUCGUCAAAGAGCUAAAAGCAAAACACACACGAGUUAGCGUCAUUGCUCCCACUGGUCGGUCUGCACUUCAAGUCCACGGCAUGUCGACUUGGUCUUACAUGGGCUGGACACCCGACUUUCACAAGUAUUCUCUGGAAAGAUUGAAAAGUGAAGGAUUUCGCAGCUAUGUCGCGGCUCGUCUAAGAAGUACUGAAGUUCUUAUCAUUGAUGAGAUUAGCAUGGUUGAGAAUCACCAUUUGGAACGCAUAAAUAUCUGCAUGAAGGCAGUUCGAUGCUGGGACUCUAAUCUCAGAGGUCCUGCUAGCGACGCUCCUGCCUUUGGAGGAGUCCAAGUGGUUGUGACAGGAGACUUCUGCCAAUUACCUCCUGUGAGACCAUUCCAGUUCUGUUUGAACUGCGGACUGGAGACAACGCUCGAUACUGACGGACUCUGGUACAAUUGUCCUGAAAACCAUGGACCGUUCAUGGACGAGGAUAAAUGGGCCUUUCAGAGUGCUGCUUGGGAAGAAGCAGGGUUUACUUGCGUCAACCUUCAAGAAAUUCAUCGUCAACAUGAUGCUUAUUUCAUCGGAAUGCUUCAGAAGUGUCGGUUUGGAAUACCAUUCACAACGGACGAGAUUACAACGUUGAUGAAUCAUCCCCACAAGGUUGAUAAAGCCACAAAGCUCCUUUGCACAAGGCGCGAGGUUGCCAAAAUCAAUUCGAAUAGUUUCCGGAAGCUCAAGACCCCUGUCCACAUGUACAAAGCCUUGGAUGGCUUCGAAUGCUGGCAAGAACAGCACUUGCAGUUUGACCGCUAUACCACUCGUGACGACGAUGGGCAUUUAUCAGCAUGCAAGGAUCACAGGCUAGAGCCAAGCGUUCUGUUGAGGGGAGGUAUGCUUGUUAUCUUACAAGUGAACCUUGAUAUCGAAGGCGGUCUCGUUAAUGGAAGCCAGGGUGUUAUUUGUGGCUUUGAAGAAUUCGACCUUGCGAAGUUUUUGGGUGGCAAGCACAACCGAAACGAGACACCUUCACUUAACCUAUUCAGUGGGGAACAUGAAGCGCUCAAGCGAAGACAAGUGACGGACUUCAUGAAGGUGCAGCAAAAAGCAACACGAAGACGAAUGGGACCGACUGGAAAGACCUUCUGGCCACGGGUUCUAUUCCACAAUGGAAUGAAGUGCACGAUAUAUGCCGCAUGUGUUGUCAGUGCAAUCGGCGACAAGGAGCCAUAUUCAUUCUUGCACAGAACUCAAAUUCCUCUGAUACCGGGUUGGGCAAUGAGCGUCCAUAAAAGCCAGGGUAUGACCCUAGACCGCGUUGUCAUAGAUUUGUCCAAAGCCUUUGUGGCAGGCCAAGUCUAUGUCGCUUUAUCAAGAGCAACAGGACUCGAAGGUCUCAGGAUCGACGGCGAUAGAGAAGCACUCACGUCAUUGUUUGAAGGCGACAGGUCUGUGCAGGAGUUUUUGCAGAAUAAAUUCGGGGUGAAGCCUUUGCCUAAGUACUACUGA